Molecule: messenger RNA, 735 nt
Organism: Bursaphelenchus xylophilus (pine wood nematode)
Lineage: Eukaryota; Metazoa; Nematoda; Chromadorea; Rhabditida; Aphelenchoididae
Source: the annotation of a GenBank genome assembly
AUGGUCGAGUUGCAAAUGUUCAAGUCUCAGAGGGAUGAGAUCAGCGUGUGCUGUCUUCCGCCGAUCCAUGUUAGCGUAAGUUAAGUGCCUAGCAACAAGCCUUAUUUCUUCUUUGUUUUUUAAAAUCAAUCAAAACUUUAGACGUUGGUCAAAAUCGUUGCGGCUUUUUCAAUCUUCGUGGCAUUACUCGGACUGUUAAGCUGCUUUCUGAUUGGAUGGUAUGGGAUUUUCGGCCCAGUCCUAUUCCUGAUUGCGUCAGUCCUGUUAUUCGUUGGUUCAAACAAGAACGAUACCGGACUCUUCUGGCCCUACAUGAUCGUUAAUGUGAGUUUCUACAAGUUAUUGACUCUGCGCUUUUAGUUUAUUCGAGUUAAAAAUUGCAUUUAGGUCUUGUACAUCCUCUACGUCAUAUGCCAACUCAUCUUCUGUAUCAUCGGAACCGUGAUUUCUCAAGUUGGUGGGGGCGAGGGGUUACUUUGGUGGACUUGUGAAGAACUUCGGGCUCUGAAAUGGUUGUUCCCUGGUCUGGUUAUUCCAAUUAUUGUUUCUUUAUUGAUUGCCAUUUGGUGUCAAUACGUCGUGUUGAAGGGAUAUCAGUAUAUUGAGGCCAGAAAACGUAACUUGGUCGAGCCAAUCAGAGUGCCCUAUCCUCAAGAUGUGCCCAGAGUUGUGGAGGAGACCGUGACCUACCCCAGAACUCAUGUUUAUGAUCCACCAAGAACUGGACAUUUCUAA